AUGGCGUCUACUGCAGAAGAAACCCCCUUGUUGCACAACCAGCAAAACCCGGCGUCCCCGCGGGCGAGUCGGACGUCGCGGUCGGUGUCAUUUAACCCUCUCACGACAAUCAGUACUUAUGGCGGCACCUCCGCGGAUCCCACCUUUCGCCCUCUACAGGCCAGCUCUCCUCCAGUGCAAAGUGUCAAUGCGCAAGGUGGCUCUCCUCGGCCUUCUAGCCAGCCUAUGCUGUCGGCAUUGAACAGCAAGCUCCGACGACGCAAUAGUCAUAUGGCUCCAUUGAGUACGACGCAGAACAUCGCCAGCGCCCCGAAGAUUGGACCACAACGUACGACCAAGAAGGCCCAGAAAUUGAAAUUAUUACCAGACCCUAUUACUGCGGAAGAUGAGGAAGAAACUGACGGAGAAAAUCCGCGCGAUGUCUAUUCACAGAUCACUCGUAUCAAAGAACCGGCCGCGCGAAGCCACGCUGCUCGAUUGGGCAAGGCCGACCGUGACCGCAUUCCUCGGGUGACUGCAUAUUGCACUGCCAACUCAUAUCGCUUGGAAGGAGUCAUCAAAUUUCUGAAGUCUAGGGCAAAGACUCGCGGGGCCAAUCCUAAACUCUAUGACGAAUGUGUCUAUUCCGGCUUCGACUAUCAAUACGAAGAAAAGCAACAACAAGCCAGAUUCCCCAACUCCGGAAACAAUGGGCAUCAUGAAAGGAGAACCAGUGAGCGCAGAUAUUCGGACAGUGCUGUGGAGGUGGAGGAUAACACGAAGUCCCGAAGAGAAGAUUUCAUGGAUUUUCGAGAGGACGCAACUGCUCAUACCAGCGACAACACAGAACAAGCAAUCGUUACAUCACCUGCGGAUGAGCAAUUCCAUAUUGAUACCACGAUCCACAGACCUGAAGUUUUCCUGUUUGACUAUGGUACUGUUGUCAUAUGGGGUAUGACGCCUUCACAAGAAUCGCGCUUCUUAUCCGACAUAUCAAAAUUCGCCUCCUCUAUAUUGAGCCCGGACGAUACUCAGGUUGAGAACUUCAACUUCUACUAUGCACGCGAAUACCAGGCUAGGAUAUACAACGAUUUCAUCUCCCUCCGCGACCCGCGCAACCAUAUGAUCAAGUUGGCAAUCUCACAUGCUCUCGCUCAAUCGGUCAAAACCUCUCUGUUUGAGGACCUUGUUUCGGAAACCAUUUCAGAUACGGCUCCAUUACCCGCUCAGAUUGCGCAGACCGGUAGUGUCAACUUGACACGAAAACAAAUCAACAUGCAGAUUGGAGAGUUAUUUAUCCUGCGAAUCAACAUCCAUCUUCAAGGUUCUGUUCUAGACAGCCCAGAGCUUUUCUGGGCAGAACCCCAGCUGGAGCCUGUGUACCAAGCUGUUCGAAGCUACCUUGAAAUGGACCAAAGAGUUAGUCUACUUACUGAACGACUUGAUGUCAUUGCCGAUCUUCUUGCUGUACUGAAGGAUCAAUUGACACAUCGUCAUGGUGAAUACCUUGAAUGGAUUGUUAUUGUCUUGAUCGCCGCAGAGAUCCUUGUUGCCGCUAUCAAUAUUGUCGUUGAUCUUUACGCCGGCGUGGAUUGA
This is a messenger RNA of Penicillium angulare, 1575 nucleotides long. RefSeq names its product YagE family protein. The coding region runs from base 1 to 1575 and encodes 524 amino acids. The record is from RefSeq and is a predicted model, not a curated record. NCBI's taxonomy places the organism in Eukaryota, Fungi, Ascomycota, Eurotiomycetes, Eurotiales, Aspergillaceae. The transcript has 2 exons.